AUGUGGAAUGGUCGUAAAUACGCUGAAAACAGUGUUGAUGGUGAUGACAACACUGGAGGAAUCUACAAAUGGACAAUGGAUGCACUUUUUGGACGUCGAAUAUCGCCCUCGCGACGGUUUAAGGAAGUCUCACAGGACGACACUAACUAUAGGCUUAGACGAAACAGUGAGAUGCCCAAAAAAAAAUGGGACGGUGUGGAAUACCAGUCAUCUGAAAGAACAAGAAAAAGAUCAACAUCCGUUUCGUCCAAUAGAUCAUUUUUACAGCGAUAUGAUUUACUAAAUGACGAAGACGCGGAAUCCGAUUUUGACUUCAAAGAAUUGAGCGAUCUCCGCCGAAACCGCAGAAACAAUGUGCCCGCUGAGCACAGUUCUGCACUGCAUAAUGACAGUACCGAUACGUUUUCAGCUCGCAGAAAUAAACUGAAUUUAAAAGCCCGCGGUGUGAACUCGACUUUUCUGCCAGACAGGGAAGAAGACAGUCUCAAAGUUACUGCUCCAAAUCUCAGCGACCCUUUGAUCUCUAAGCUGUUUGGUAAAGAAACGGGGGUUCAACUGCCAUCCGCAGAUCUUCCUGGAAAGUUUCCUUCGCCUCUCAAGCAGCGAGAUGCUCCAUCUCAAACAAAGGCUGUCACAGACGACUACCUGCAACUUUUGGAAGAUCUCGAUCUGAACGGGCAGAGGCUUAAACAACUUCAGGGCAGCAUUCAGCAAAAUCAAGAUCACCAGCGGUCUGUGGAAAUGAGCUACCGCGAAAAAUACUUCGUCGUGCGUCAAGAGUUGAUAGCUGAGUUGAAGCAGUCAAAACACAUUUACGACCACUACUACAAACUUUACGGCAAAUACAAGCAAUUGAAGUCUUCAAAGGUAUCACAAAUCGAUGCUGAAAAACGAAUACGGAAUCUAGAAUCCCAAGUCGUCGAUGCAUCAAUCGAGCGGGCCGGCGAGAUUCGUCAGCUCAAUGAGACGAUUUUCCGCGUCAAGCUUGAGCAGCAAGAAGAACGAGCCAGAAACGAUCAUGAGAGAAUCCGAUAUCAGUCUCGCAUCAUGGAGCUCGAAAACCUUCUACGAUCACGACUCUCAGACUCGCCAUUAAAACACGCAGACCGUGUAGCGUCGCAGAUGCGAGUUGAUGAAACUCAACCGUACUCGGAAACGUUUACAUAA
Molecule: messenger RNA, 1167 nt
Organism: Lachancea lanzarotensis
Lineage: Eukaryota; Fungi; Ascomycota; Saccharomycetes; Saccharomycetales; Saccharomycetaceae
Gene: BBP1
Product: LALA0S02e08174g1_1
Exons: 1
Coding region: 1-1167 (388 amino acids)
Source: RefSeq, a predicted model, not a curated record